This is a messenger RNA of Eriocheir sinensis (Chinese mitten crab), 2118 nucleotides long. RefSeq lists its product as uncharacterized. The record is from RefSeq and is a predicted model, not a curated record. Bases 454 to 1938 code for a protein of 494 amino acids. Gene Ontology annotation, molecular function: metal ion binding; single-stranded DNA endonuclease activity; nucleic acid binding. Gene Ontology annotation, cellular component: mitochondrial inner membrane; nucleus. The transcript has 7 exons. Gene Ontology annotation, biological process: apoptotic DNA fragmentation. NCBI's taxonomy places the organism in Eukaryota, Metazoa, Arthropoda, Malacostraca, Decapoda, Varunidae.
CGGCUGAGGCGAAGAGACGACGACGGAAGGAAACUCUUAACGCUGCCAGUUGGUAUUUCCGUCCGUGCCAGACAGCCACGGUCAUCACCCGUAGCAAACACAACCACAGCCACCAUUAGUGCACACGUUCAUCUUGGCACCUUAUUCAUCACAAACCAGGGCAGCUGCUCCUCCAAAAGUUAAUGUGACGAUAGUACGACUUGGACACAGCAAGAAGUUUGUGAUCAGACUGUUCUUCUCAGGAUAGAUACGAUUCAAAGCAACUUUGUCACAGCACAGGACUUGCACAUUAUCAGGAGAGUAACAAGACUGCUAACAAAAAUCUAAACAUACACGAAAUAUUAAUGUAUCUGUUAUUUCCCUUAGUACCUGAACACAUCUAAGGAUUUUUUUUUUUUUUUUUUUUUUUUCCAUUCUCUGACACCUGCACGCUACACCCACUGAUUGCCAAACAUGGCGAAGCACAGCACGGCGUUUUCCCUUACGGUGGUCUGCCUCGUGGUUGGCAAUGCGGCACAACCUUCUAGGCGGUCUCCUGACAACAGUUAUGUCCCUUCACGUUCUUCAAAUACUUCUUGGGUGUGGGUUCCACAAGUGUUGGAGGGUCAAGUGUCCGAGCAAAAGUGGGCCACUGACCCCUGGCUGCCAGAGACGAUCGAGUUGCAGAGCCAAAACCAGCAACAAGCUACGCCUUGGUUCCCGCAGCAGAUACACAGCAGUGCGGGAGAGGAUGAAUGGCUGCCCUUACCAGCUGUGGAGACACAACACAGGGUUUCGUGGACCGAACAGCGGCCACAGAGAGGUAAAUGUACAUUUAUCUACGAUGACGUCCUCUCGGGCCACAUCCACCCCUUCCUCGUGGACGCUGCUCAAGAGGUGUUUGUGUACCCAGACUUUGUGCGGGGGCGGCAGAUGGUAACACUUGGAAGAGGCUCCACCGUCCUCGUCGCCUGCCCUGGCCGCAACAAUGCUCUCGCCACAGUACAUCGGCCUUAUGUCAGCGUUACCUGUGACGGCUCGCAACUACGACUCGAUGACACACCUGUGUCUUGGGCCGACUUGAGGUGCCAAAAGAAGCCGAAGCCGACAGUGAAGCGGGACGGAAGUUGUGGAAGAGACAGUCAGACCUAUCAUAUUGGCUGGAGCAUCCACAGACACCUAUUUAUCCCACAGAUAACUGCAUGCUUCAACUCAAGAUUAGAAGCUUCAGUGUCUACUGCACACAAGAUACACGGAAGGUCCAUAGAUGCAAAAGUGAUUGAGCCUUCCAGACCAUCAUUCAAAACCAACCGCAUGUUCUCGGUGAGCCUGAGUCGCAGCUACUCCAAGAGGAUGCAGAAAUCUUUGGCUCAGGAGCUGCUCAAAACAACACAGCACCUCACCACGCAGGGACAAGAGUAUUUUGCAAAGGGUCACUUAGCACCUGACGCUGACUUCGUACUUGAGGCGGAGCAGGACGCUACCUAUUAUUAUGUCAACGUCGCCCCCCAAUGGCAAGCGGUGAACAACGGCAACUGGAAGAGUCUGGAGGCUACCGUGCGGAGGUUUGGUGAGCGGCGGCAGGCCACCCUCGAGGUGUACACAGGCACUCAUGGCAUCUUAGAGCUGCCCGACUAUCGCAACAGACUAACAAAGUUGUAUCUUGGGCAAAGCUUUGGCAAGAAGGUAGUGCCCGUGCCAGCCCUCUUCUGGAAGGUAAUCUACGAUCCCCAUGUGCACAAUGCCCUGGCCUUCGUUGUAGUCAAUGACAUCCGUAAAAGUGAUUUAUGGAACCUUGGUCACCCACCAUGCCCCGACUUAUGUUCCCGCGUACCAUGGGUUGACUGGAACACAUCUGACGUCACUGAUGGCCUCACAUUCUGCUGUUCGGUCGAUGCCCUACGCGCCACAAUCCCUCAAGUACCAGCGCUGGGCAGAGUAGGUCUCCUUGUCGAGUAGUUGACCUGACAGGCAUCACAUUCCUGGUAUCCUUACAAAUGUGUGCGUAUAGGUGUACACACACACUCACACACACACACACACACACACACAUCAAAUACCAGGAUAUCACUGCAUUCCGAAAUUCGGAAAUAUUCAAGAUCGAGAUCACCUCCAUUCCUGCCAAUUUCAAAUAUGGGG